Messenger RNA from Cuscuta campestris, 986 nucleotides. NCBI's taxonomy places the organism in Eukaryota, Viridiplantae, Streptophyta, Magnoliopsida, Solanales, Convolvulaceae. The record is from the annotation of a GenBank genome assembly.
AACAUUACCUUCAUUGAAUCUGCUCAUCGCUCAUAUUAUCUUCAAAGUUUAACUAUCGUCAACCCCAAGCCUGAUUUAAUCUGUUAUUCGGUGAGCACCUGAUGCUAAUAAGGCUAUGAAAAAUCUCCACGAAAGAUCAGAUGGACCUCAUAACCUAAAACAGAACCCCCAAAAAGAAAAAACCCGUAUAAAUAAAUUUGAAAAAUAAUAAUAUUAAAAAUUACAGAGUAUUUCCUUAGGGCGCGUUUGGAUGCAGAAAUUAACCUGAAUGAUUCCUAUAACACGCCAAGCUUGGUCUUUGAAGACGACAAUUUUUUCAUCUCCAGGAUGGCGAGAUCUGAGCUCUUCCCUAACAACUGGAGAACAGGCAUUGUGCUCACUGGUCAAUUGGUCAGCAGAGAUUCCAUUGUUCGGCCUAUUAAGAACUCCGAGAACAGCCCUUAACUUCUCCUUGACCGGAAAUCCUCUUCCUAGUUCCAAUGGAAGGAGCGUUGGAGCAGCGACUUUGAUAGAUCUAUUACACCAAUCUAUGUAUUAUAGCUGCAAUUUCGGUUCCACUGCCCUCUGCUCACAGCCACCAAAAUCCACCAGGCAUGGUAGAAAACCUAGCCAGCGUCGUCGGUCUCCCACCUUGUUUCGUUGGAAGCCUCGUGGUCCAUGGCAAUUGGAGGGGUCAAAACCCUAGCCUGUUUGCUUUCUUGUGUUGAGAUAAGAGAAAAAAGCAUACAGAGGACAUGAUCUAUUGGCGUACAGAAGAAGCUGGCGGGAGUACUGUUUUUAAUUGACUAAUUUACUGUUCCAAUGUGGCUCCUAUCUUUGUAUAUAUAGAGAUAUCGUGGGAUGACCAACGACCUUGCAGUGCUCCGUUCGAGAAAAUGACGGUUCUUACUCCCCCUACCCCCCUGCCCCCUCAAUUUUACCCCCAAAUUUAGUUGACUAUGGAGUCAUUUUUUUGACUCCAAAGUCAACAAAAUCUGGGGUGCAAU